AUGUCCUUGGAUCGAGACUUGAAGCGACUCCGACUGGAGAAGUUCACCCCGGCCGCUGCGAAUGAGGCGCGCGAGUGGAUCGAGGGCAUACUCGGCCAGCGCCUGUCGGGCGACCUGCUUGAGUCGCUGAAGGAUGGCGUCGCUCUUUGCAAACUCGUCAACCUCGUCCUGCCUCCCCCAGGCGUCAAGUUCAAGGCCUCCGCAAUGCCCUUCGUCCAAAUGGAGAACAUCUCCCAUUUCCUCCGCGCCUGCAAAGGCCCUCCGCUCAACCUGCAAGAACACGACGUGUUCCUCACGGUCGACCUGUACGAGGCGAAGGAUCCUGCACAAGUACUACAAUGUAUCGGCGCCUUCAGUCGGGCAGCGAACAAGGCAAAUCCGGCUUCCUUCCCUACAGCCAUCGGGCCCCGUGCCGCAGGACUGAGCCCGCAGAGGACGGGUGCGGGAGGGACAUUAUCACCAACACCUACUCCAGGAGCGCGGCCGCGCGGCAUGUCAAACUCCAGCAAUGCAUCCUCUGCCUACGGCAGCCGACCGCCGCUGAUCGCGUCCAAGACUGGGGACUCUACGUCUGGGCGCUGGUCUCCUGCCAAGAGCCCAACAGCGAAUGGGCCUAAGUCGCCCUCCGUGUCGAGCUGGAGCAGCAAGGCCAACGAGGGUGCGACCUCGCCCGCAUGGAAUAUCGCGCAGUACGGAUACAUGGGCGGCGCGAGCCAGGCCAACCUCGGAAUUUCCUUUGGUGGACGUCGGCAGAUCACUAGCGCUGGUCCGUCCGUGCCUAGCUUGGCGGAGAAGGAGAAACGGCGAAAGGCUAAGGAGGCUGAAGAGCAAAAGCAGCGUGAAGAAGAAGAGGCGCGGCGCCAGGCAGAGCUCGAGGCUGAGGAGGAGCGCGCGAAGCAAGAAGAGGCGCGGCGGUGGGAAGAGGAAACCAGGCGCCAGCGUGAGGCGGAACAACGCAGGGCGGCCGAGGAGAAGCGCCGCUGGGAAGAGGAAGAGCGACAGUGGAAGAUCACGGAGGAGAAGCGCCGCAAGGACGAGGAAGAAGCCGAGAAGCGCCUGGCCCAGGAGCGAGCCAAGGCCAGGAGGAAGUCGGGCGACUCUCGUCUACACGGCCAGUUCCUCAGCCAAUACCAGGCCGAGCAGGCCGGUGGUGGCGAGGAGGUCUACAGCAGCCGAAUCAAGGAGCUCGAGAAGGAGCUGGAGCUCGCGCGCGAACGAGAGGCUCAGUAUGAGCGCGAACGCCAGGAUAGGCUACGACUCAAGAGCGGCGAUGCUAAGUCCAGGGCACGCUCUCGCAGCCGGCCCCGCCCAGCAUCCGGGGAGCCAAGCCGGCAGGAUUCGUGGGCACAUGGCGACGAGCGCGCGGCCCUGUCGCCGGCACGGAACGAAUACACCCUGCCGGGUUCCCCACUGGCACAGCGACCUGCACCCCCGCCACGACAACAAUCACGACCACUCCCCGACCCCACACUGGCAGCGACGCCACCGCCAGCAGCAAUGGUCAAGACACACCGCACUGGCGAGUCGGCCAGGUCAGGCGGCACCAGGUCCCGCGCCAACACCGCCGGCUCCCGGCCGCUACCAGACCCAAAGGCCUACUCGUCCCCCGUUACGACGCCCUCGCCACAGAUGAACCGCACCGACCGGUACCUCGCCUCCAACCCGCUGCCGCCCAACGCGCCGGCGCAGCAGCUGACGUACUCGCGUGAGCUCGGUGCCACGGAGGAGCGCGACGCCGAGGACCGGCGGCGCGCACAGGCGCAGCGGGCCACCAAGGCCGGGGGCCUGGCGUCCAAGUCGCUGCUGGAGCGCGAGAUGGAGCUGGAGCGGCAGCGGCAGCGCGAGUGGGAGGAGUCGCAGAAGCAGACGGCCAAGGCGCCGCGGUCGGGCGACGGCGUCGAGGGCAUCGGCGGCGGCGUCGGCGGCAGGUGGGACGUCAGCCAGUUCGCGGGCUACACGGGCGGCGACAACCUCAACCGCGGCACCCAGGGCAUCGGGGCCGGGCGCAGGCAGAUCGGGGGGCCUAGGCCGCUGCCCGGGACGCCUGGGUCUACUCGUUAA
This is a messenger RNA of Diaporthe citri, 2061 nucleotides long. RefSeq lists its product as uncharacterized. NCBI's taxonomy places the organism in Eukaryota, Fungi, Ascomycota, Sordariomycetes, Diaporthales, Diaporthaceae. Gene Ontology annotation, molecular function: protein binding. The transcript has 2 exons. Bases 1 to 2061 code for a protein of 686 amino acids. The record is from RefSeq and is a predicted model, not a curated record.